This is a messenger RNA of Belonocnema kinseyi, 1296 nucleotides long. Its product is annotated as cytochrome P450 4C1-like. The transcript has 12 exons. Lineage: Eukaryota; Metazoa; Arthropoda; Insecta; Hymenoptera; Cynipidae. The record is from RefSeq and is a predicted model, not a curated record. Gene Ontology annotation, molecular function: oxidoreductase activity, acting on paired donors, with incorporation or reduction of molecular oxygen; iron ion binding; monooxygenase activity. Bases 109 to 1296 code for a protein of 395 amino acids.
CCCGAGAAGCGUCUACAAUCUAUCUCUUUCCGUGAGAAUGUAGUGCAGUUGGAACGUACAAUCGAUUGCAAUUGCAUUGGCGAUAUCAGUUUCGUAUCAAAUGUCAAAAUGUUGGCAACAAUAGCUAUUAUUAUAAUCAGUGUAUUUAUGCUCCUUUUUGCUAUCAACCACUUUUUCGGAAAUAAAGAUUUAUAUGAAAAAACUUCUCACAUCCCCGGACCACUAGCAUUUCCUCUAAUUGGGUCCGCAUAUCUUUUUAUUGGAGAUAUUUCAUCUACAAAUAUUUUGCAAAAAAUAUCCAAAGUCGUUUAUACUUAUGCCUCGCCAUGCCGAUUCAUAGUGGGCAUUAAUGUAUCGGUCCUCAUUCACGAACCAGAACACAUCAAAACAGUUCUUCUUAGCUCUAAAACUACUGAGAAGCACGCAAUUUAUGAUUUUGGUAAAGUUUGGAUAGGAAAUGGAUUAGUUACAGCACCACGAGAUGUUUGGCGUGUUCAUCGAAAAUUGAUUCAACCAGCAUUCGUUCCGAAAAUUCUGCAUUCAUUUGUAGCAAUUUUUCAAAAAACUUCCAUAUUAUUAGUAAAUGAAUGGGCCGGGCAAGUUGAUGGACCGGAAUUUGAAGUGUAUUCGUACCUCAUUUUUACAUCCUUCCGUAACAUUUGUGAAAGCUCACUGGGGAUGCCUGUAACAACCAAAACCAAACCUAUUGAACAAUAUAUAGAAGCAUGCGAAAGAGUAUUUGAAAUGGCAGCCCUCAGACCAACUAAACCUUGGCUUCAUUCAGAUACAAUUUUCAACAUGACCCCAAAAUCAAAAAUAUUCUAUGAAGCUGUAAAAUAUUUGAAAAGUUUCACAAUGAAUGUCAUUGAAGAGAGAAGGAAUUAUCUGAAAAGUGAAUCAUUUGGGAAUGAAGAUGAAAUAGAGAAAAAAACGUUUUUGGAUUUAAUGUUAGAAAUGGCAGACAAUGGACACUUCACUGACGAGGAAGUUCGUGAGCAUUCUGACACGAUGAUAACGGCUGGUUAUGAUACUGUAGCUCGCGUGAAUUGUUUCACACUGCUAAUGCUAGCUUCUCAUCCAGACAUACAAGCCGAGCGUACGCGGCCAUCAGAUCCUGGCCAUACUCGUUCUAUCAAACCGCGUGGUCAGAUAUUCCGUCGAGCUCCCGGUUCAACUCUUAAUACGAAGUCUCCCACUUUCACCGGAGUUACCUCGGUAUUCCACGUUGAUCGUGGCAACAGUGUAGGCAGAUACCCCCUUACCCAUCGAGAGCAAAACAUAUCAGACAAACUUUGA